This is a messenger RNA of Penicillium maclennaniae, 525 nucleotides long. RefSeq lists its product as uncharacterized. NCBI's taxonomy places the organism in Eukaryota, Fungi, Ascomycota, Eurotiomycetes, Eurotiales, Aspergillaceae. The record is from RefSeq and is a predicted model, not a curated record. Gene Ontology annotation, cellular component: mitochondrial outer membrane. The transcript is spliced from 3 exons. Gene Ontology annotation, molecular function: nascent polypeptide-associated complex binding. Bases 1 to 525 code for a protein of 174 amino acids.
AUGUCUUACGCCGACGCCGCUGCCAAGGGCCCCAAGCAGUCGCCCGAAGAAGUAAGUGCGCCAGUCGUUGGAGGAAAUCGCGCACCCGAAUUGGGCGGCAUCUACAAGGACGAAUCGGAGAGCACGGCCUCGCUGAUCGAUGUCGACUCCCCACACGUCACUGCGGUCGAUUCCGACUUCCUGAACCAGGAGGUGAAGACCACCACGCAGGCCGACCGCCUCGAGCGGGAGGCUGCCGAGCAGGAGAAGAAGCGCGCCGAGGAAGAGUCCAACAAGAAGGUGAAGGCUCGCAAGGCGAAGAGCAGCGGUCUCGGGCCCAACUCGGACAACCCCGUCUAUAUCGGAAAUGCUUUGCUGUACACCCUGGUCGGUGCUGGUCUGGGCUUCGGUGCCUACCACAAGCACGCGCAAGGCAAGCUCUCCUGGGAGACCGUCGGACUGUGGUCUGGUGCCGUGGGCGCGCUCGGUGUGGUCGACUACUUUGUCAGCAAGUGGUUCCUGCAGAACAAAUACCCUCCCAAAUAG